Messenger RNA from Zingiber officinale, 1634 nucleotides. Its product is annotated as GPN-loop GTPase QQT1-like. Lineage: Eukaryota; Viridiplantae; Streptophyta; Magnoliopsida; Zingiberales; Zingiberaceae. Bases 444 to 1328 code for a protein of 294 amino acids. Gene Ontology annotation, cellular component: cytoplasm. Gene Ontology annotation, molecular function: GTPase activity. The record is from RefSeq and is a predicted model, not a curated record. The transcript is spliced from 10 exons.
GGGGCAGGUUUAACUUCGGUUCUCCUGCUGGCCAGCGGCGGCGCUAGCGAACGCUCCUCACCCGUCGAGCAGAGCCGCGGUUGUUCUCUUCGCGUGUAGACCACAGAGCUGCUCCACCUGGCGAGUCUCGUAGGCUUGUAGCGCCUGGCCGGCUUCCGCUUCCUUGGACGGCUCUCCGCCGGCGUGCUACCGCGCCUUCGCCGGAUCUCCUGGUCGAGUCCGCACCCGCGUCGGGAUUCGCCAAUACGCCGUCGUCAGCAUCACAGACAUAGUUGAGUUCCACACGCACCCGUUUUAUCUUCGCCGAGUCACCAUUCCAAUUCACCUGCGAACCUCGUGGGAUCGCGGCCAGUUCCCCCUUUUGUCGGUCGGAUCGUCUUUGCCAAUUAGCCUUCGUUGCACUGGUUGGGAUUAGAUCCGAAGCAAAAAAGCGGGGAUAUCAGAUGGGUUUUGGGCAAGUUGUGAUCGGACCUCCAGGGUCUGGAAAGACCACCUACUGCAAUGGCAUGUCUCAAUUUCUCAAACUUAUUGGGAGAAAAGUGGUUGUUGUCAAUUUGGAUCCUGCAAAUGAUUUGUUACCAUAUGAAUGUGCCGUGAAUAUUGAUGAUCUAAUAAAACUCAGUGAUGUAAUGUCGGAGCAUUCUCUUGGUCCAAAUGGAGGUCUUGUCUACUGCAUGGAUUACUUGGAGAAGAACAUUGAUUGGUUAGAGUCCAAGCUGAAACCUUUUCUUGAUGACCACUACUUUCUAUUUGAUUUUCCUGGCCAGGUUGAGCUUUUCUCUCUUCAUUCAAAUGCAAAGAAUGUCAUCACUAAACUUGUACAUACGUUGGAUCUUCGGUUGACUGCCGUCCAUCUAGUUGAUGCUCAUCUAUGCUGUGACCCUGGGAAAUAUGUCAGCGCAUUGGUGCUUUCAUUAACAACCAUGUUACAUCUGGAUUUGCCACACAUAAAUGUACUUUCCAAAAUUGAUCUGAUCGAGAACUAUGGAGAACUUGCUUAUAACCUGGAAUAUUAUAUGGAUGUUGAAGAUCUAUCCUACUUGCAGUAUCAUCUUGAUCAGGACCCUCGUUCGUCAAAAUACAGGAAGCUCACCAAGGAGCUAUGUGAUGUCAUCGAAGAUUUUGGCCUCGUCAACUUCUCAACAUUAGACAUUCAAGACAAAGAAAGUGUUGGUAAUCUUGUGAAGCAGAUAGACAAAAGCAAUGGAUAUAUAUUCAACGACAUACAGGGUAGCGUUGUGGAGUUUAGCAAAAUUGCAGCUGCGCCACUAGAUUGGGACUAUUACAGAACUGCUGCAGUCCAGGAGAAGCACAUGAAGGAUAAAUAGUUAUGCAGGUGGCAGAAAUGGCUAUCGGGCAGGGAGCUAGUGACGAGGCGACUCCCUUUGUAUCGGUUUAUCCACCCUGCUCUAUUACCUGCAAAUAGGAAAAAUCAAGCUUCAUCAGAAGACAAACUGUGAGUGAAAAAUUGUAUAUGCUUUGUCAAUCUAUGAAUUUAGUGAAGUAAUUUACUUUCUUUGAACAUAUCCUCACAACAAUAAAGCUAUCAGAAAAUCAGAUAUUUUAAUGUCUUCUACUUGUUUUCGGGCAAGUUGUUUACGUCCUAAUACAAGUUGGUACGAGAAGUUUGUUAA